Molecule: messenger RNA, 859 nt
Organism: Rhipicephalus microplus (southern cattle tick)
Lineage: Eukaryota; Metazoa; Arthropoda; Arachnida; Ixodida; Ixodidae
Product: protein lethal(2)essential for life-like
Biological process (GO): protein refolding; response to heat
Cellular component (GO): cytoplasm; nucleus
Source: RefSeq, a predicted model, not a curated record
UGCUUCGCCGGUUUAGAUACCUUCGCCACCACAGCUCUUGCGAGUGUGUUUGCGUGCUCCUUCGUAAAAGUUCAGUCACAAUUCAGUGAAAACAGACAUGGCUCUGUUUCCGCUGCAUCACAACAACUACUUCGGUCCCUCGGACCUGGUGAGACGCUUCUUGGAUGACGACUUCGGCGGCUCCUUCCUCGAAGGUGAACUGUUUGAUCCGCCGUUCUACCACCAGCGCUUCUACAUCCAACCUCGUCACCAGCAGUCCUCGUCGGCAGUGUGUCCAGCUCGCCAGCAAGGCACCUCGGUCGCCUGCACUCCGGACAAGUUCGCCAUCAACGUCGACACCCGGCACUUCACUCCGGAAGAGAUCACCGUCAAGACGCAGGACAACAGCGUCGUCAUUCACGGCAAGCACGAGGAGAAGUCCGACGACCGCGGCUGCUACGUGAAGCGCGAGUUCACGCGUCGCUACGUCUUGCCGGAGGACGUCGACCCGCAGUCGGUGAAGUGUCACCUCAAGCCCAACGGAACGUUGGCCCUCGAAGCUCCGCGUAAGAACGCCCCCAAGGAGCAGCCCAAGGCUGUCCCGAUCGAAGUGAAACACGAGGGUGCCAAGGCUGUGAAGGACAAGUAAGCCGAAGUGGCUGUCACGGGACAGCGUCAGAGACCCACCUUGACGUUGUGGAUCAAUUACUAGUUUCUUUUUUUUUUUUGUCAGUGACUGUUAACUGAACCGUUGUGGUCACUGCCACUAAGUGUUCGUGAAGCUAUGUGCUGAGUGCUACGUUUUGUACUCUUUUUGUUUUUUUUUUAAUGCCGUGAACCGGCAGGCGUACUUUGAAUAAACUAAAUCACUUUAUGUAGC